AUGGAAGACGUUAUCUGUCAAUUAGAAUAUCGGAUUUCCAGACUCAAAAGAGUCCUCUACUUGGAAAAGAUGAUAACGGCAUCUAGAGGAAAAAUAUUUGCUACCAAUCGGAAAAAAGCUGAUUACCAUGCUUCACUGAAAAAAUGCAAAGAGGCUGGAGGGUCUAUUGCCACUCCAAGCAACCCAGGGGAGAAUGAUGCCAUUCUGUACUUUGUGAAAAGUUUUAAUACCUAUGCCUACCUGGGGAUAAAGGAAUCUCUAACUCCAAGCAAAUUCCAGUUCCUGGAUGGCACACAAUUGAACUAUACUAACUGGUAUUUAAAUGAACCUGCUGGCAAAGAGGAAUGUGUUGAGAUGUACACUGAUGGCACUUGGAAUGACAAAAGGUGCAACCAGAAUCACCUUGUUGUCUGUCAGUUUUAG
Messenger RNA from Tauraco erythrolophus (red-crested turaco), 423 nucleotides. Its product is annotated as pulmonary surfactant-associated protein A. Gene Ontology annotation, molecular function: growth factor activity. NCBI's taxonomy places the organism in Eukaryota, Metazoa, Chordata, Aves, Musophagiformes, Musophagidae. Gene Ontology annotation, biological process: ossification. The record is from RefSeq and is a predicted model, not a curated record.